AUGCAACUCCUUACGGUUGUCGGCGCGAUCGCCGUAUUGUCUAAUGUUGUUUCGGCGGUUCCUCAACCGAGCGAGAGAAUUGAACAAAUUCAAGAAAAGCGAUGGGGGUGGCCGUGGAGUACUGAUUCGGGAAAAGGUGGACAUGGAGGAAAUGGAGGUGGUUCAUGGGGUGGCGAUGAUGAUGAUGAUGAUGAUUCGAAUACGUCGAUUCGAUCACUUUUACCAUUCACACAUCCGCAUCUAGUGGCUGAAGAAACGGGAAGUAGUACUACGGUUUCUGGUACUUCGUUUUCGACAUUGGUAUCGAGCUCGUCUAUUGCUCGUUCUUCGGUAGCAAAUGUUUUGAUUUCUGGGGGUGGAGGUCUCUCGACUACAGUCUCGAUUAUUUCUACAGUUACAGAUCCAAUUCUUUCGGCUACUCCCGUCGUAAUCAACACAUUUCCAUCACCACCAACCUCAUCAUCCCCAACAUCCACUCUUUCAGCAACCCUCAUCAUCGACAACACAUCCCUCACUCUCUGCUCCGCACUCCCCACCAGCAUCAUUACUGUGACCGAAAGCUGCACUAGCACAGAAUGGAUUACUGUUAUCGAGAGCGGUUCUUGGACGACUACCCCUUUACCAUCUACAAAUCCCGUAUCGACGAGUUGGACAACUACACCGUUACCUUCGGGCUCUCCUUCGGGCUCUCCAUCAGGAGUCCCAGGCACAGGGGGAAAUUCGACGGGUAUUUGGACGGUGACUCCGGUGGAGACCUCGAGUAGAGUUUGGACUACGAGUGCGGGGAAUGCGAGUGUGACUUCUUCUUUUUCUUCUGCGGUGGAAACAGGAACGGGGACUAGUGUGAGUGCAGGACCUUCUGCAUCGGGGAAUUCGUCAUCCAACAUCGACUCUCGCGACUUCAACUCAGGAAUCUACUUCAACUACUCUUCUUUUUCUACAACCACUAUUCCCUAUUCCUCAUCUUUAUCCUCUCUCUCCUUCUCUACCCCCAUCUCCAGCUCCUCCUCCCUCUCCAUCCCCGCCCUCCCCAUCUCAACCGGCACCACCGAUCUCCACCCCAGCACCACCAUCGCCUUCACCACCACCGUCACCACCCUCCAAGCAAGCGGAACCCCCAAUCCAGCAGCUGUACAUUGCGGACUCCAUGGUUUACCCGUCGGAGAUUAUUUCUUGGCCGAGUUUGUGGAGGAUAAGGCGGGGGUGGCGGUUACGCUGCAGGGGUGCUGGGAGUUUUGUGAUGGCGUCUACGGCAUAGACAAAGGCUGCGUAUCCUAUUCCUUCUAUCCGGAACCAGGGACCGGCGCACCCAGAUGUGAUCUCUUUGGUGGGAGUGUGGCGCAGAGCUUGGAUAGCAUUAUUCCGAGUGUGCCGAAUGUGUGGUUUGAUUUGGAGUGUGGGGAUCCGAGUUUGAGGGCGUGA
This is a messenger RNA of Botrytis fragariae, 1422 nucleotides long. RefSeq lists its product as uncharacterized. Lineage: Eukaryota; Fungi; Ascomycota; Leotiomycetes; Helotiales; Sclerotiniaceae. The coding region runs from base 1 to 1422 and encodes 473 amino acids. The transcript has 4 exons. The record is from RefSeq and is a predicted model, not a curated record.